CGACUGUUGCACACCGCGUGUGUGCUUACAGCGGCGGACCCGUCACAUCACGGAGGUCCGUCUGCGGAACAUGGCCGUGCCCACUGACGACGACAGCCCCACCCCAGGCGCCCAGAAGUGGUUUUCCUUUUUCACCAUCUCCACAGACUCAGUCAUCUACCAGAGCGAAGUCACUCGAUGCUACAAGAGCGCUUGCUGGCGCACCGUGAACCUGUCGUGCCGGGCACUUCGCACCCAAACGCGCGGCAACCGCAUCGCAGUGCAGGUGUGGAUCAAGCCCAUCACCGCUGCCGAUGGCUUUGACGUCGACCCUGUUGAACCCAAACCCGCAUCCACGGACGGAUACACGCUGCUUCGCCGCUACGUUGUUGACCUCUUCGGCCUCACCCUCCUGAAACAAGCGCCCGAGAACACAGAUGUGCCCCAUUCCGAGAGCAACGCUCUUCUCAUUGCGCUCGGCACCUGCUGGUACCUCGCAUCACCGCUGCCCCCAGACGCCGUGCGAGAGCGCCUGCCGCCAAAAUACCUUCGGGCGCAGGCUGUGUCCAUACGGCGCAUGUACACGGAGACGUCGCUGAGCCGGCUCAUCAGCCUGUGCACGUCAUUGGAGCAGGACACGCGCUGGGACCGACUCAAGGGCGAGGACGUCUGGCGAUCGGAACACCGCGCCCGCCUUGAGCGAACCCGCGCGCGCGUGUCGUUCCUCAAGCUCAAAUUGGCUGCGCAGCGCACACGCACGGACCAGGAGCGGGCGCGCGUGGACAAGCAGAGGGAACAGCUUCUCGAGAAACAGCGGGUGAUGGAGAGACGAUAUGCGGACUUGGACGAGCGCAUCGCCGCCCUCAACGACAGAAAGGAUACAUUCGCAGACACCGAGCACAAGCUCAAGGAGGUCCUGCUGGCACGCGACAUGCGGCAGGCCGUGCUAGUGCUGGAACUCUACUCCGUCUACCACGUCAAGCCGAUAACGGAGGACCUGUGCUCGAUCAUGGGCAUUGAAUUGCCGAAUGGAACGUUCACAGACAGAGACGAUGAUGCAAUUGCCACUGCUCUUGGGUAUGUUUCGCACCUGGUGCUGAUGAUCAGCAAAUACCUGCAGCUGCCGCUGCGGUAUCCCAUCAAGCUGCUCGGCUCGCGAUCCUCAAUCACAGACGACAUCGCCUUUGACCGCUCCGACCGCCCUCGAAGGUUCCCGCUGUAUCCGCGUGUGAAGGACCGGUCCAUGUUUGAGCGGGGCGUGUUCCUGCUGAACAAGGACGUGCAGCAGCUGCUGGAGCACCACGGCAUUGGCGUGCGCGAUGCGUUGGCCACGCUGCCAAACAUUCGCCGCCUCAUGCUCCUCCUCUACGACUUCACCAAGCAACACAACCCGGAUCAUGGCACCCCGGCAUAGCGCAUGGUCAUCUGUUGUCCGCUGCGGCUCUUGUUGCGUUCAUUUGUUUCGCGUGGUAUUGUUGUAAUGUUACCAAUACAUGGUUUAC
Salpingoeca rosetta is the source of this 1481-nucleotide messenger RNA. RefSeq lists its product as uncharacterized. Gene Ontology annotation, molecular function: SNARE binding. The coding region runs from base 71 to 1393 and encodes 440 amino acids. NCBI's taxonomy places the organism in Eukaryota, Choanoflagellata, Craspedida, Salpingoecidae. Gene Ontology annotation, biological process: SNARE complex assembly. The record is from RefSeq and is a predicted model, not a curated record. Gene Ontology annotation, cellular component: lytic vacuole; endosome. The transcript is spliced from 12 exons.